Megalobrama amblycephala (Wuchang bream) is the source of this 1884-nucleotide messenger RNA. It is a transcript of the gene cbln4, whose product is annotated as cerebellin 4 precursor. The record is from RefSeq and is a predicted model, not a curated record. Bases 491 to 1099 code for a protein of 202 amino acids. Gene Ontology annotation, molecular function: protein binding. The transcript has 3 exons. Lineage: Eukaryota; Metazoa; Chordata; Actinopteri; Cypriniformes; Xenocyprididae.
GUGUGCGCGCGCUAGAAGUGUCUUUUGGUCGAGAGAGAGAGAGAGAGAGAGAGAGAGGAACAUCCACAGAUGUGUUAAGGGGGUCAUUGGAGUUUUGCUUUUGUUUACUUCUCUAUUUUUAUGGCGCAAAACUAAUAUGGACACGGAGUGGCGAUUGCGCAGGCAUUGCGGAUAAUUACCUCUGUGCGCGCUGAGAGGAUUUUUACGCGGAGUCGCCAGGAACCUACGGAGAACCUGCAGCUCCAAAACUCGCCUGACCGAUCUUCUGGAGUUGAAAACUAUCAGUAUCAAUAACGCACAGGGAUAACAAUCAAAAAAUGACUAUAGAUAUAAGGUUGCUGCAUCCACCUACGCGCAUUUGGUGAUUUGUAAAUCAGCAGCUGGUGUCCGGACGGAUGUUUGGCGUAAACGAGCACGAACACGGAGCAGAAGCGAAGUGACGGGAUCAGGAGAGCCGUUUGGAUUUUGGCUACAUUGGAGAUCGUUCAUCAUGGUGACCAUAAAGCCCUUUAAUAAGGCGUUUAUCGACUGCGUGGCUCUUUUGUUCUGCCUGGCCGUCAUGUUUGAGUUCGCUUUGGCUCAAAAUGACACGGAACCCAUCGUCCUGGAGGGCAAAUGUCUGGUUGUUUGUGACUCGAACCCCGCCGACUGGAAGAGCUCGUCCUCGCCGCUCGGCAUCUCCGUGCGCGCCGCCAACUCCAAAGUGGCUUUCUCUGCGGUGAGAAGCAACAACCACGAGCCCUCUGAGAUGAGCAAUAAAACGAGAAUCAUCUAUUUUGACCAGGUUCUUGUCAACAUAGGAAAUUAUUUCACGCUGGAAUCCGUCUUUCUUUGUCCCCGGAAAGGAGUCUACAGUUUUAACUUCCACGUUAUCAAAGUGUACCAGAGCCAGACUAUACAAGUGAAUUUAAUGCUGAAUGGAAAACCAGUCAUCUCUGCCUUCGCGGGUGACAAAGACGUCACACGUGAGGCUGCCACCAAUGGAGUCCUCCUGCACCUCAACAAAGAAGACAAGGUUUAUCUGAAACUGGAGAAGGGGAAUCUGGUAGGAGGAUGGCAGUACUCCACCUUUUCUGGCUUUCUUGUUUUUCCUCUGUAAAGCAAACAAAAAGACCGCCACCUUUGCUGUCCAGUCGUCAUUGUGUAACCAGCCCUUCAGCAUCAAUCGGAGGCACCCAAAUGGAAUCAUAAUUCCAGACAUUCAUUCAGCUGUUGUUUGCGGACUACUGGAAAAUGCGUCGGUGACGGUGAAUCUGGCGAGACGACAUCUACUUCAGUGCAAUAUCACUUUCUGCUAAGUCGAUCCAGGGUGCAACACAUCAUGUCAGACUGUUCGUUCAUUUCGUUCGUAUGUAUUGGUUUUUAGCGUGUGGUUUUUAGUGAAAUGAGGGAUCCUGAUUAAUAAGGUAAUUUCCUGUCCGAGAGGAAAUGCACGAAACAGUCUCGCCACUUGAAGGCGCAAUAUUUCAAUAACCUUGCACUUCACCAUGCGUAUUUAAAAAAAAAAAAAAAAAUGUAAAAAUAUCAUUGUUUUCAAGCAAAUACACCUUUAUAUGUAAAUUAGACUUGUUAAUGCUAAAUGUCAAUGCUGUUAGCCUGACACAAUUAAUGUGCUAUUUAUCGCCAUGAAAAGCAGAUGGUAAAAAAAAAAAAAAAAAACUUUAUUUAAAAGUGUUUCCAUUUGUUUCAUUUGAUCAAAUGAGAAUAAUGACCAUAUUUCCCAACAUGCUCUGUACUUUCUGCAUUUUAAAGCAUUGCAAUGGUUGAGUGAGGAGUCGCUCAUCCAAAAUCGCAUACUUCCCUACCAGGGCUUGACAUUAAAGGAUUAGUUCACUUUAUAAUUAAAAUUUCCUGAUAAUUUACUCACCCCCAUGUCAUCCAAGA